UGCUCUCGUCAUCAGACUCGCCUUUCUCUCUCCUCGACAAAGUUCGCAUCUUUAUCUUUGGCUCUCCUUCGCCUUCUCCUUCUCCUUAAUACUAGAACGCCGUAUCCUCGUUCUUUCCCUACCCUACAAAGCCCCAUAUCCUUUCUCAUAUUUCUACCUUUGUAUCUUUAUUUGAUUUCGGGGCCGAGAAGAAAAAGACAAUUACGCUUAUAACCGACGGCCCCCCAGGCUCAGACGACUUUUAUAGGGCUGAGAGUGAAAAAGACAAUUACACUUAUAUCUCGCCUGCCCUGCAAACCACAAACUGGAGGGCUUCCCCAGCAGGAGCUGCUUCCUCCUAACCGACGGCCCCCAUGACGCGCCGCCAUGUGGUACCCCAGGCUAAGAUGACUUUUAUAGAUUCAGGUCAUGAGGCUGAGUGAGGAACAAUGGAUUCAAGACAAUUUUAUCAAGGGUUUGCGGACAUGAAUCAACCCCUGGAACUGAUUUUGGGAAACAUGACAGCAGCAAUGUGUAUCUUAUCAGCAUUGUUCAUGAGAUUUGCGUGGAUGGUACAGCCUUGCAACUAUGUACUUCUGGCAUGCCAUGUCUCGAAUGAGACUGGGCAACUCUAUCAACUCUCAUGAUGGGGAAAGGGUCAGGGAUUCGGGGCAAGGGGCCCGGCAAGGAACAACGGAUUCCAGACAAUCUUAUCAGAUGGAUUCAAGACAAUUUUGGGUUUGCGGACAUGAAUUAACCCCCGGAACUGAUUUUGGGCAACAUGACAGCAGGGCUUUGGAAAGGCUUUGUGUUUUUCUUGGUAUAUGUUGUUUGGUUGAGAUUCUAAUAUUAUGUUUGCUAUUGGUGCUUGUAGCAAUAUGUAUCUACUCAGCGUUGUUCAUGAGAUUUGUGUGGAUGGUACAGCCUCGCAACUAUCUACUUCUGGCAUGCCAUCUCUCGAAUGAGACUGUGCAACUCUAUCAACACUCACGAUGUUCUAAGCGUCAGGGAUUCCAAGGGGCUGGGCAAGGAACAGUGGAUUCAAGACAAUCUUAUCAGCAAUGUGUAUCUACUCAGUGUUGUUCAUUAGAUUUGCAUGGAUGGUAUAGCCUCGCAGCUAUCUACUUCUGGCAUGCCAUACCUCGAAUCAGACCGUGCUACUCUAUCAACUCUCACGAUGGGAUUCAGGCCAAGUGGCUGGGUAAGGAACAACGGUUUCAAUACAAUCUUAUCAGGGCUGAGAAUGACAAAAUUACACCCGCGAACCACACACCGAUGGGCUUCGCCAGGAGGAGCCGCUUCCGCCUAACCGACGUCCCCCAGGCUCAGACAACUUUUAUAGAUUCAGGCCAAGAGGCUGGGCACGGAACAAUGGAUUCAAGACAAUCUUAUCAGCUUCAGCAGGAGAAUGUGGAAAGAAAUCACGAGUAGGAAUUUGAUUGACAAUCCUAGCUUCAAAUGAGAAGCGAUCAUUGAGUGGGUAGAAAAUGAGUUGAAGGGAGGAAACUUGAAACAGAUUUUGUGGAAGCUUAGUUUGGGUAAAAUUAGCUUAAAUAUGAUAAUCAGCCAAAAUCAGAGGAGAAAAUUGUGCAAAAUAUAAUUUGGGAGAAUUAGAUCUAGAAUUGUGGCCACAGGAAAGUUUCAGAUGCCUAAUGAGAAUCUGCAAUUAUGCAGAAGAUGAAUUUUCCUUUUGGUAUGUUUAUUUCUGCAGAUGGUAAAUUGAGAUGAUGGCUUGUGGUGGUUGCGGUUUAGCUUACCCGAUUGGUAUGGUUAAAAGGGGUUUAAAUUGCUGUUAAGGUGAGUACGUAGUUCUGCAAAAAUUUUGCAAAAGUGGGAGACCUCUGUUAGUAGUAAUAUGUCUUCCUUGGUGUGGUCAUGUUUGGCUGUGUAUUGUUGUUUGUAGCUCUUUUGGUCUGUAUUUGUUGAUACAUUCUUGGUUUGUAUAGAGUUGUAGUUUGUGGGGUUCUCUGCUCUGGUGGGUUGAGCAUUGUAAAGGGUAGUUGCUGAGGCAAGUUGUUCCAGCAAAUCUGCUGGAACGAGUGUUUUGUAUCUUCUUGUUCUUUUAUGGAAAUGCUCAUUCAUCCAAACAAAAAUUUGUGAGGUGGAAUUCAGACUGCAGUGUUCACAGUUUUGUUCAUGUGAACCUUGAGUUUUUAUUGGCUGGCUUAAGAGUAUAGAUAGACCUAUUUGAUGUU
Molecule: messenger RNA, 2174 nt
Organism: Corylus avellana
Lineage: Eukaryota; Viridiplantae; Streptophyta; Magnoliopsida; Fagales; Betulaceae
Biological process (GO): pyruvate import into mitochondria
Cellular component (GO): mitochondrial inner membrane
Source: RefSeq, a predicted model, not a curated record